Messenger RNA from Colletotrichum siamense, 2460 nucleotides. It is a transcript of the gene qutA, whose product is annotated as Quinic acid utilization activator. Gene Ontology annotation, molecular function: DNA-binding transcription factor activity, RNA polymerase II-specific; zinc ion binding; DNA binding. The record is from RefSeq and is a predicted model, not a curated record. The transcript has 2 exons. NCBI's taxonomy places the organism in Eukaryota, Fungi, Ascomycota, Sordariomycetes, Glomerellales, Glomerellaceae. Gene Ontology annotation, biological process: positive regulation of transcription by RNA polymerase II; DNA-templated transcription. The coding region runs from base 1 to 2460 and encodes 819 amino acids.
AUGAGUCCUCUCCGCCGGCACCGGACUUCCGCAGGUGACGAUGAUCAUGAGCGACCUACCAGCACUCGAAAGACGAAACGAGCCAGGACCGAUGGUGAAGAGUCCGACGAUGUGACAGCCCAUGGCAAAACUCGGAUGCGAGUCACACGAGCAUGCAACGAGUGUCGAAAACGAAAAGAUCGUUGCGAUGGUGGCCGUCCAGAAUGCCGACCAUGUCUAGACGCAGGGCGUUCUUGCAGCUAUAACCCACCGAAGAAACGUGGCCUACGAACAGGCUAUGUCCGAGCCCUAGAAAUCCUCUUGGGCAUGAUUUUCAGCUCGAUAGACGAGUCUGAUUCCUGGAUUUCUGCACUGCUCGAUGGCCAAGGCUGGAAGCCGCCCUUCCGUCUGGCAGCCAUCGGGCCCACCUUGGCUGAUGAUGGAGACGCCUGCGAGGGAUUCGUCGAUGCCUGGAGAAAGACAGAAGCGCUAAAACAUAUCGAACAGUGGCUUUCUGUUGCGGAACCGUUAGAAAACGACAAUGAGGGCAACUCUGACAAAUCCUUUGACUCCCGAGUCAAGGAAGCCAUCCCUCUCAUAACAAAGAUUCGAGGCGAACAGGACAGCCAAAACAGCACGACUACUGACAUGGCAAGUCCUAUGAACACGAGCACUACCUCCCCAGCGCGUAACCCUAGCCAGGAUACCGGGACAAUUCCCAGCACAUCUGACUCCAUUGCGCAAGACGCCGAGAACAACAUCGAUUCAAUUCUGAUGGCCACUCAAGUCUUCUCGCCCUUGCAAGAUACGACAAUGCGACAGGAAUCUUUGUCUCGGCCCCAGUCUGGACGCUCGGAGCUCCCCGACAACUGGUCCAUCUUAUUGGAUACCUAUUUCUCAAACACGCACUCCUGGCUACCGAUCUUCCAAAAGCACGAAAUACUUAGGCUAGCGUACGUGCUGGAGAGUUGCGAUAAUCGUUCGAGGACAGCCGACUCAAUGUCGCACGGAGACCGGUGCUCACUGUGGGCGGUACUGGCAUACUCUUCACACCUUUCCAAGACCGAGGAGCACAGCACAAAUGCGGUCGCCCUACACGCUAGGACGAGGCAUCUUCUCGGCGAAAAGUUGGAGAAAUACGAGUUGGGCCACAUCAGAGCUCAUAUGAUUCUUGCAUUAUUGCACCUGAGUCGCGGCGACAAAACGGCCACAUGGCUUGCCGCUGGAAAAGCAACGUAUGCCGCCGCGGCCCUUCUCCUAGCCCCCGAUACGACGAAUACAUCGCAAGGCCAACUUGACGAAGGCUCCAAGAGGACUUUGGCAUGCUGCUUUGUAUUAGAAACUAUGGUUGCUAGUUGGUUAGGUACGCGACCGUACUUCAAGCGUUCCGACCUCGCCAAAGUUGGCACGCUAGCGACAGACUCUAUGGAAGAGUGGGAACCGUGGCAGAUGAGGGACGGACAGGGCCGCACAUUCCACUCGCACCACAGCCCGGGACAUAUAAUCAGCACCUUCAACCAUCUUGUUCAACUAGCCGUAUUUCUGAACGACCUUCUAAGACUGCGCAAUCAAGAUGGUGAGAAUGAGCGAAUCCGCAAGCUGGACCGGGCUCUGAAAAGUUGGAGUCAGCAGAACAACCCUCAAUGUCAAACAUCUUCCGGGGCCGAGGCUUCGCCACAGAUGUUCAAUUUGCAGCUCAUGUUUGCUGGCAUCUUCGAGGCCGCGAGAACGGAACACCUACGACUAGCAGGAGACCGUCCUAGCUUUGACAUUAAUGGCAGCUACGGACGGAUGGAAGAGCAACGCAUGCUGCUGGAACAACGAAUGAAGUCUAUGGGAACUUCUUCUACACCCCCAACCGUUGUCAUUCUUCUUUGCUGGUUUGAGAGAUCGGUGGAUGCUCAAGUCAGGGUUCAGAAUCACGCCAGGAUGAGAAUGCAACUCCAGGCGUUGCGGGUGUCCAUCUCCACGACAAUCGAAAGCUACCUUCAGACCCAAACGCCCCUGAAAGAUACUCAUGAAAGCGCAUCGAAUCUUCUUAAUGCUGGCAGCAUGUCCAAUUCCUUCGCCCAGUCGGGUGGACAGUCGACCCAGUCGGCCUUUCAUCUGGGGUUUGCAACUCCCGCUAGCUCCGGCCUAUCUACCCAGUCUCGAGAAUCAAACCCUUCAAUCUUCCAAGGGCUGGGCGACCCAUACAACCGCAACUCGGUCAGAAACACGCCAAUGGGCCAGAGCAAUCUCUUAACGACUCAGACUCAAGGGCUCAUGUCUCAGCCGCCGUCGAUAGGUCCAGAUAUGAAUAUCGAUCCUCUCUUAGAUGCAGUUUCGGCGGAAAUGGACGACAAUGAGCUUUUCCAAAGCUUAGCUAGCUUGGACUCGGCAGAUUGGUCCACAAAUCCUCCCGAGUUCAUGGAGCAUCUUGGCAUCCCACGGGGCAUUGCUUCAGAUCUGCAAUCAUUCUUUGACAAGGACCCCGGGUGA